AUGUUCCCCUACGACACUGAACAGGAACGACCUAGCUUGUCUCCGAACGGCAAGUAUACUUUUAAGCUCAACUUCAAUGGAACUCACAGAAGAGUUGAGAUUGAUGAUUUUCUCCCUGUAUCGAAAUCAUCGAGAGUCUUGCAUGUCAUUGACCGCCACAACCCCAGCCUUCUAUGGCCUGCCUUGAUUGAGAAGGCUUAUCUCAAAGUGAGAGGUAGUUAUGACUUUCCUGGUAGCAAUUCUGGAACUGAUCUCUGGAUCUUGAGUGGUUGGAUUCCUGAGCAAAUCUUCUUGCAAAGGUAUGCCUUAACAAUGUCUGAUAGGCAAUGA
Messenger RNA from Aureobasidium musti, 330 nucleotides. The record is from the annotation of a GenBank genome assembly. Lineage: Eukaryota; Fungi; Ascomycota; Dothideomycetes; Dothideales; Saccotheciaceae.